UAUAAGUCCUGGUAAGGCUGAAGACACCUUGAGUACAUACUCGUGACUUCUGCGAUACUUCGUAGCUAUCCGACCGGAUCUCGGAUUAGACGGUAUCCUUCCGCUGAUACGAAUAGUUCGCAACUUGCACCCGUCUCCCAUCAGUCGCUGCCGGGAGCCCCGCACCUCACCGGCCUCACCGCCGCUCUCAUCAUCGCUACACAGCUGAGACGAGCUUGAGAACCUCUGUCUGACACAGAUAGCAGGUUCUCGUCGACGAUCAGUCUGCUCAGUCCCAAUAGCUUCUUUUAUCUCUACCCCACAUCUCAGUCUCCGAUAUGUUGGUCGAGCGUGCUAUUCCCGUCGUCAGUCUGAAGGAUUUUGAGUCUCGUAAGGACGAAAUCAAGCAGCAACUCGUUGCUGCUGCCGAACAAGUCGGAUUCUUCGUCGUCACCGACCAUGGUCUCACUCCAGGAGACAUCGAGGCUCAUUUUUCUCGCGCGAAACGCUUCUUUUCUCUCCCAGAUGAGACAAAGCGCAUCUAUGCGAACCCUAACACUGUUAAGUGCAACGUGGGAUACGAUGCUUUGAGCCAGUUCAGGCCUUCGACCGGUCAGAUCGACCAGAAGGAGACUUUGAACUUGCAGCUCUGCAGGAAGGAGGGUUGGCCUAGCGAAGACGAUGUUCCUGGAUUCUCUAAGGAGACUAAGGACUUCAUGUACCGAUGCCACGAGAUUAGCUUGCAGAUUCUCCAACUCUUCGAGGACGCCCUCGGCCUCGAGAAAGGUACCUUCGACAAAGCCAUUGUACCAGAAGACCCUGAGUCACUCAGCUCCAUGCGCACCCUUCACUACCUGCCCUCGGACGGAACGAAGAAGGAUUACUGGCGAAACGGUCCUCAUGCUGAUCUUAGCCUUUUGACUCUUUUAUUCCAGCGUGAGGGUGAGGCCGGACUCGAGAUCUGUCCUGGCCGCGAGGCUCUCACAGAGUACGGCAUGGGAGAUGCUUGGACUCCUGUCGCAGCCAAGCUUGGUCCCAUCAUUUGUAACAUUGGUGACAUGCUGAUGUACUGGUCUGACGACAAGUACAAGUCCAUCUUUCACCGCGUUGUGGCGUACUCCGGCCCCCAACCCUCGCGCUACUCCUGCGCUUACUUCAACCACGCCUCCCGCUCGACGCUCAUUAAGGGUUUGGAACAAAAGUACCCUCCGAUGACAGGAGAGGAGAUCAUGCUCAAGCGGAUGACGAGGGAAUUCCAAGGAAAGAAGGCCGAGUAAACUCCACGAAGGAUGCAGACGACAGUAUCAAGUCGCUUCGAACGUAUACGCCGUUAUAUCGUCUUUUACGAAUAGAGGCUGUCUAUAUUUAUUCGUUCGUUUCCUUCGAUCUGCUCGCUUUCUUGUCCUUGUAAGCUUUGUAUGUGCCCAUCAGACCGCCAUGUUGUUCUCUUAGUCCUUGCAUACGACCUCUUUCGCUCACCUGGGACGAUCAUGAAGCUGGGGUCAAUAUCUAAAUAAACAAAUGAACUCGCAACCCCAGACGACAAUGUAGUAUUUUAGCCGAUUCACGAUAUAUAGGGUGUAGCAUUGA
Stereum hirsutum FP-91666 SS1 is the source of this 1569-nucleotide messenger RNA. RefSeq names its product Clavaminate synthase-like protein. The coding region runs from base 318 to 1256 and encodes 312 amino acids. Gene Ontology annotation, molecular function: dioxygenase activity. The transcript has 10 exons. NCBI's taxonomy places the organism in Eukaryota, Fungi, Basidiomycota, Agaricomycetes, Russulales, Stereaceae. The record is from RefSeq and is a predicted model, not a curated record.